CUAAUAAGUACAUGCUCCAAAAAAAGAGAAAGACAUAUGGCAGCAACCAGACACCAAAUUUCAUUCAACAAAAACAGAGUCCGGGCCUCCUAAGCACAAAUUUCAAAACAUAGCUUUUAGCUUCAAUGGCGACUCUCACUCACGUUUGCGGUUUUAUGCAAUUUUAUUGGAGAAAAGCGUUUCGAGUUAGCUCAAUGAAUGUUUUAUUUGAUCGCAGCGGCGAUAUUCAAUUCAAAAAUAGAAGUUUAUCGACAUCGCCGAAAAACGGUUAUACUAAUAGCAACCUUAAGAAUCAAAUUAUGAAACUAAAAUCGCCUGGUUUAAACAUAACUUCUAUACUUCAAAAUUGGAUCGAUAAUGGCCACAAGGUUACAGUUUCUCAGCUUAGAUACAUCAACGGAUUACUCGUGAAAUCUAAGCGUUACAAGCAUGCGCUCGAGAUAUUUACAUGGAUGGAAACUCAAAAGAACUUUCGCAUGUCAGUAUCAGAUUAUGCUUUGAGAUUAGAAUUAAUCAUUAAAGUGAAUGGUAUAGAGGAGGCUGAAGAGUAUUUCAAUUUUAUACCACAUGAUUCUGUUACAAGAAAAGCUGCCUCUUUUGCCCUUCUUCAUGGUUAUGUGAAAGUUAAAGAUGUUGUUAAAGCUGAGGCUCUUAUGAUGAAGUUAUAUAACUUAGGGCUUAUUGUGAAUUGUUAUCCAUUUAAUGAGAUGAUGAAACUGUAUAUGGCCACAUCCCAGUAUGAAAAAGUAGCGCUUGUGAUUGAUCAGAUGAAGCGUAAUAAAAUAGCUUUAAAUGUUCUCUCGUAUAAUCUUUGGAUGAGUUCAUAUGGUGAGGUGUCCAAGGUUGUUAAAGUGGAGUUAGUUUAUAAGGAAAUGGUGAAUGAUGAUAAUGUUGAAGUUGGAUGGAGCACUUUGGCUACUUUGGCUAAUAUUUAUACGAAGGCAGGAAUUGUUGAUAAAGCUCUUUUGGCACUUAAAAACGCAGAGAAAAUACUGUCUACUAGUCAUCUUCUUGGUUAUUUCUUCCUUAUGACGCAAUAUUCAUCAUUGAAGAAUAAGGAGGGAGUUCAGCGGCUUUGGGAAGCUUGUAAAGGAGUCAAUGGAAGAAUUACAUGUGCAAAUUACAUGUGUGUAUUAUCAUGCUUGGUUAAGGUAGGUGACCUUCUAGAAGCUGAGAAAGUGUUCAGAGACUGGGAGCUUAAUUGUAGAAAGUAUGACAUUAGAGUCUCCAAUGUCCUUCUUGGUGCAUAUGUGCGGAAGGGUCUGAUGAACAAAGCCGAGUCAUUGCAUCUUCAUACACUGGACAGGGGUGGAUGCCCAAAUUAUAAGACAUUGGAGAUUCUAAUGGAAGGAUGGGUGAAAAGUCAAAAGAUGGACAAAGCUAUCGAUGCCAUGACGCAGGCAAUUUCUAUGUUGGAACAUUGUCAUUGGAGACCAUCACAUGGUAUUAUAAUGUCAAUUGCAGAGCACUUGGAGCGGAACAGGAAUUUUGAAGAUGCAAAUCACUUUAUUCAGGUUAUCCAUCAUUUGGGUGUUGCAAGUUUACCACUGUACAAAGUACUCCUUAGAAUGCACCUCCAUGCUCAGAGAGCAGCUUUUGAUAUCCUUAAGAUGAUGGAGAAGGAUAAAAUCGAGUUGGAUGAUGAAACUUCUGCCCUUGUUCAAGCCUUUAACUUAUAUGUGUAAUUAAUCAGAGGUAUUCAUCAUUGUAGCAGAUUCCGCCAGAGCCUAACGGAAAGCAAAUUCUUUGUGAGGGAGGGAAAAAAGUGAAGGAAUCAGGGCUGUCGCAGGAGGAAAGCUAACAGGUUUCUGCCGUAUGCAUAUCUCCCUUGAUUAGUGGGCUGCUUGUUUGCUGUUCAACUUCAAAGUGCUGUGUUUCUAGUAAACAGAUGUCUGGCCAUGAUUACCUUUCCAACAUUCUUGUAACUUUUUUAUACACACAAAAAAAAAAAAAAAGAGUUUCACCAACAUUGUUGAGAGCAUGCAACUGGUUGCUACUUGGGCAUUGAGACAACAACAGCGUGUACUCAUUUGGUCGUGAUACUUGUACAUAUUGACUUCCUCUCUGACCACUUUGUUGAAUUUCGUUGCAAACAAGUAAUUUGCAAGAAAUUAAAUUGAAGAAAUAUAAACAAUCUGCAGGCAUCCCUAGCAUUUCCAGUCACAAUGGUGCCUGUGAAGCAUCCAUGGUUACAAAUGAUGCUAAAGCCUGUUAAUGUUUUGUCCAGAAGAAACGAAGCCAAUGUGUGAUCAUGACAAAAGAUAGGCAGGCAUCCUACAUUUGUUUAAUGAGAACAUUCAGGGGUCUCCGCAACAUCUGGUCCUUUGAGGCACUCCUGCUAUAUUUUCUGAGGAAGUAUACUUCCUUGAUAGCAGGUACUUCUAGGAAGUUGUCAAACCUAGUAUUGAGCGGCGGCAAGGUCACUGCAUCCAUCAUUUUUACCCCAGCGAUUUUCUCAGCUAGUUGAGUGCAAGUUGAAUCCAUCCGGCAACAAUUGCCUGACAGUCUACUGUUUCUCCUCUAGAGAGCCUCCUCCCCUCCAGAGCACUUUCCAGAGUCUUCAUGCUUCAGAUUCUCUUAUUCUUUUUCCAAUUCUGUGAUAAAUGUAGACACGAACACAAACAUGCACUGAAAUAGGAACCUAGCAUAUUAAUGGAUUUCUGAGAGGGUUUAAUGUAAUCUUGUGUGCCAGUUUGGUACUAACUAUUAUUCUCCGAAAGAGUGCAUGCCAUCUAGUUUGUUCAUCUAAGUCACAUUUGAUAAUAGUUGUAAAACUUAUUUAGGGACCCUGACAAGCUUCAGUGGUUCUUUGCCAGAUGCAAUUUAUGAUUUCCUGUAUCAUAUUUCAAAGCAGUUCUUUUGAAA
Molecule: messenger RNA, 2865 nt
Organism: Ricinus communis (castor bean)
Lineage: Eukaryota; Viridiplantae; Streptophyta; Magnoliopsida; Malpighiales; Euphorbiaceae
Product: pentatricopeptide repeat-containing protein At5g27460
Exons: 4
Coding region: 126-1685 (519 amino acids)
Cellular component (GO): mitochondrion
Molecular function (GO): protein binding
Source: RefSeq, a predicted model, not a curated record